Molecule: messenger RNA, 270 nt
Organism: Gongylonema pulchrum
Lineage: Eukaryota; Metazoa; Nematoda; Chromadorea; Rhabditida; Gongylonematidae
Source: the annotation of a GenBank genome assembly
AUGGAAAGAAGCGUAACAGACAAAUGGACAACUCGUGACGAGAAAGGCAAUGUUGUCGGCGAGUGGUCAACUCGAAGUUGGCAGGGUGAAAGUGAUGGUAUGCGACGCUAUGGUGAUGGUACUGGAGAGUCCUGGCAUCGACAGGCCGAGGUGUCUCCUCACGGCCAAACAUCAUUCGUUGAUAAUAGGCGCUUUUACACAACGGAUUAUGUAAUUGAGGUUAGUUUGAUGCAGGCUACGAUGUUUGCCUGGAUCUUCGAGCUAAUUUGA